AUGCUAUUGGAACUACUGGUUCUGCAACCUACUACAAUCCUCCCUAUACCCCUUCUGCCUGCUUUGGGGGGGAGAGACAGCGGCCCUAUCGUUGCAGCUGCAAGCUACAUGCUCUAUAACCGCCGAGCUAUUUGUGGGAGGAGAUACAAGGUUACAUGCCUAACUGCAGCAUACAGUAAGGGUCGGAAUCCAUGCAAAGCCAAUAAUGUGGUGUACGUGACCGUCGUCGACCUCUGCCCCGGCUGUCAAGCCCAACAACUUGACUUGUCUAGAGAAGCAUUCGCAUCCAUUGCCGGUUUAGGAGCAGGAAGGAUUAAGAUAUACUUUCAGCCAGUGUGA
Prunus armeniaca (apricot) is the source of this 339-nucleotide messenger RNA. NCBI's taxonomy places the organism in Eukaryota, Viridiplantae, Streptophyta, Magnoliopsida, Rosales, Rosaceae. The record is from the annotation of a GenBank genome assembly.